This is a messenger RNA of Aphanomyces astaci, 2468 nucleotides long. RefSeq lists its product as hypothetical. NCBI's taxonomy places the organism in Eukaryota, Oomycota, Saprolegniomycetes, Saprolegniales, Verrucalvaceae. Gene Ontology annotation, molecular function: phosphatidylinositol kinase activity. The record is from RefSeq and is a predicted model, not a curated record. Gene Ontology annotation, biological process: phosphatidylinositol metabolic process. The transcript is spliced from 8 exons. Bases 134 to 2329 code for a protein of 731 amino acids.
GAAAAAUCCGAACCGUCGCAGAAUGAAAGUGGACGCGAGUUCUGGAUUCAGUCCACUUCGCUGCCGACGAGAUUUGCAUUUGAUGGAUUGAUUCCAUGUAAUUUACUAACAUUAUUGCUUUCCUCGCCACCACAUGUUGUCUCCAAUGUUGGCGUGGCACGUGCUCAGCUUGGCCAUGGCCAUCGUCGUCCUUGGCUGCACCGUGGCGUUCUUUCUGCGCACUCGCAAAGCGCGCGCACACCCAGGCCCUGUCCUCGUGUGUCUGAUAUUGUCUAGUUGCCUAAACAUGAUGUUUCGUGCGUGUACCCAUCUCGUGACGCCAGAUGCUCCCUCGUUCGUCGGCAUCGACUUCCACCACGAGACCGAGUCCAACUCGACGCUCGUGUUGUACUGGGGCACGCUGUACUUUGCGUCAGCGACCACGUUCUGGUACCUCAUGCUGGCCAUGGAUCUCAUCUCGUCGCUUUCGAAUCCGUUUCUGCCGUUCCAGUCCAACAGCCUCAUCCACCACACCCUCGCGUGGCCGCUCGCGGGCGUGUGGUGUCUUCUCUACGACGUGGCCGUGUACCAGCAGCCCAAAGCCGUGCCCGAGAUCCAUCUCCGCAUGGUGACCCACUUGCCUCUAUAUGGAUCCCUCGUCUACAUCAUGUUUGCACUGCAUGCCGCGGGGGCCAAAUCGCGGCAGCUCACCACGACCAUCCACGCCACGACCCGUCGCAUGUCCAAGCUCAUCGUGCCGUACCUCGUGGUCUUUGGCGCGUCUGGCAUUGCACACUUGGGCAUUUACGUCGCCGACGUGUCCAACGGCAAACCCCUCGUGUACUCGUCGUACGUGGACCAGCUGGUCGGAAUCGUCAGCACCACCGUGUUGUUUGUGCUGUUCUACUUUGAUUCGGGGGGGUGUCGUCGCCGGGGUCUUCCUCCACAAGAUGCACAACAGCCGACGAUCUUGUCCCCACUAGACGACAUCGACGAGGCCGGUCCCCACACCCAGCCCCUCCCCCAAGACCCCCCCUUUCCCCGCAUGCAAUCCACCGCCAACUUUAACGUGGACAUCGCCGCCGAGCUGCGCAAGAUGGUCAUGGACCUCACCCGCAUGGGCAUCGUGUCCGUGGCGGCGCGAGACGCGAGCGACCACCCGACGUCGGCGAACCGCGUUCCCGAAGACUUUGCUACGGUCGAACGCAAGCGCAUCACGUUCUGGGGCGGCACGGCGGCCACUGUGGCGGACGCGCUCGUGUUUGAAGACGUGGCCCCGUCCGUGUUCCAGUCACUACGCCAACUAGCGGGGAUCGAUCAGUCGUCGUACUUGCAUGCGUUCAAUGCAGAGGAAAACCUCCGAGAAGUGUGCUCGGAAGGGAAAAGCGGCAACAUCUUCUACUUUACGGCCAACCGUCAAUUCAUGGUCAAGAGCGUGCCGAAAGAAGAAUUCGACACCCUUCGCGCCAUCCUACCACAGUACUACAAAUACCUCGUUCAGAACGAAUCGUCCUACUUGUGUCGGUACUUUGGCUGCCACUCGAUCACGUUGCCCGUGGGCACCCGCCGCAUGUACUUUGUGGUGAUGCAAAACCUAUUUAUCCACGGCCCGCCACAACAACGAUACGACCUCAAGGGCAACACGGACCGACGGCAGGCCAUCCCGACCGCCCAAGUGGAAGGCAAGAUGCAUGCCGCCAUCAUGCGGGAGCCCAUCGACAAGCUCAUGAUGGACAUUGACUUUACGCGCAUCCACCAGUGCAUUUUACUCGCAGACGCCGACGCCACCACGGUGAAACUCCAGUUAAAAAAUGACAUUCAGUUCUUGGCCGAGCACCGCAUUAUGGAUUACAGCAUCUUGGUGGGGGUGCGGUAUACUGCCAACGCUUGCUUUCACCGAGUGGACAUGGCGGUGCCUUCAAAGGAUGGCAUGACCAUGUACGACAUUGGGGUGAUUGACAUGCUGCAGCGUUACAAUUGGCGAUGGACGUUGCAACGGUGGUUUCUGGGGGGCUUUCUAUGCAAAGACAUGGGCGAUGUGAGUGCGGUGCCGCCAGCCCAGUACGGCAACCGCCUGAUUCGGUUUGUUCGGCAAAGCAUGUUCAAUCAAGCACGUCGAGAAAGUCGGUCGUCCCUGUUUACAAACAGCACACAGCGCAGUGGCCUCACCGUUUCAGAGGGCGGCGGCGGGGCGGUGGCACUAAGCCAUCGCCCUAGUGGCUACCCUCAGUUCUACCCAGAGGACCACCCUGGCGGGUCGACUCCAGCGACGGACAUUUGGUUUGUGUCCAAUUUGUCGGAUGAAAUGAUUGACAUCCACGACUGCGUGCUGUUGCAAGAAACUUCUUGACAUUGGUCUUGUCCAGUGAUGCCACAAAUGAUGGCAGGGCAGGGCUCUUCUCCAUGGGCUUUUAAAUGAUACUAGUACAGGUACUGUUAGUGUUAAUCCAUAGUCGCAAGUAAUUACAAGGAGUACCAUUGGUCUUGUC